Messenger RNA from Aspergillus wentii DTO 134E9, 1164 nucleotides. RefSeq lists its product as uncharacterized. NCBI's taxonomy places the organism in Eukaryota, Fungi, Ascomycota, Eurotiomycetes, Eurotiales, Aspergillaceae. Bases 1 to 1164 code for a protein of 387 amino acids. Gene Ontology annotation, molecular function: ATP binding; protein kinase activity. The transcript has 4 exons. Gene Ontology annotation, biological process: regulation of mRNA processing; spliceosomal complex assembly; protein phosphorylation. The record is from RefSeq and is a predicted model, not a curated record.
AUGCUCAGGCUUCAAUCCCCAUACCCCUGGAUUCGAUUUAAAGCUCAAUGCUUCUCCAGAGAUCUAGAGAAGGUAUUCAACUAUGAACCCGGUGGCCACCAUCCAGUUCACCUGGGCGAUCGGCUUGGAGAUGGUGGCAAAUAUAAAGUGAUUCACAAACUCGGUUAUGGAGGAUUUGGGACUGUCUGGCUGUGUCAUGUUCUGGACCCAAUGCCGAAAUAUGUUGCAUUAAAGAUUAUCAUGGCUAGGUUCUAUGGGGAUGACUGCCCUGAGCUGAAAGUCAACAAAUUGAGUCAAUUAAAGAUUGAUAAUGACUCAAUCUGUCUACCACUGGAUCAAUUCAAAAUGAAAGGACCAAAUGGAGAGCACUGGUGCUUUGUCUACCCUCUUGCUGGGCCGCCUGUUUCUUCUAUCACACAAGAAUUUAAGGAUCAGAGAACAUUGCAGAGCAUGGCUCUCCAGGCUGUUAAGGCCUUGGCUUCACUACACAGUCAUGGAAUAUGUCAUGGAGAUUUUAUACCAAGAAACGUGCUCGUCCGCAUGACUGGACUUGAUGGCCUAUCUGAAGAAAAGGUCAUUGAAAUAUUAGGCGAACCAAUAAAAUCCGAAGUCACCACCUACUCUGGACAACCAUUGCCAGGAACUGCACGAAAAUACCUUGUUGACUCGAUUGAUUUCUAUGAUCUUGACCCUCAGUUUCUUACCGAUCAGAUCUACGUCAUUGAUUUUGGUGAAUCAUUUGAUCUAUCACAUCCACCAAAAACAUUAGGAACACCCAGAAGCUACUGUGCACCUGAACUGCUACUAGGCGAGCCGCCCAGUAUUGCAAGUGAUCUGUGGGCACUUGCUUUCUUGAUGCUUGGUCCUUUGCCAGAGCCAUGGUGGUCGACGACUUGGGAAGGGUGUCGGGACUGGUUCCAAGACGAGCCGGACUCUGAGUGGCGUGCAGUUCAAAAAGAUCUAACUCCGGUCAAAGAGAUUCGGGCUGUUGAAGAUCUACUUAAACUUGGCGUUGAGGUUGAAGGUGAAAUCCGUGAUAUUUCGCAAGAGGAAGUAAAGGUCCUGGGUGAUCUUUUGAGACAGUUGACGCGGUUUAGGCCGGAGGAGCGGUUAUCGAUAAAGGGAGUCCAGGAGCAUGAGUGGUUUAGUCUGGAAUCUAGUUAG